UAGAAUUAAUUGAGGUUCGAUUCAAUAACAAUCAUGGCCGCCGUAAAGAAUAUCAGGCUCCUUCCGAACUCCCUGAAAUUAAUUAGGAUUAUUCCAUCUCUGUGCGUGAGAAAUGCGUCCUCAAACUCAAGUGACACUGCUACUCACACUGGACAGCAAUGGGACAGCGAUGACUACAGGUUGGCCAGAUUUAUUGAAACCCCAAAACAAGUCAACACAAAGUUUGCUGUUGAUUUGAUCAACAAAGCAACACCAAUUUCCCAGAAAAAGAGGAUUGUUUCCUGUGAUGGAGGUGGUGGACCCACUGGACAUCCUAAAGUCUACAUCAAUUUGGAUAAACCUGGGAACCACUCCUGUGGGUACUGUGGGCUACGCUUCUUCAAGGAUGGGAGUCAUCACUAAGUAGUCAAGGCACUACUUAGUUUGUUGUAAAAAUGUUACAGUUUAGGAAAUAAAAUAUCUGUUUGAUGCAA
This is a messenger RNA of Cloeon dipterum, 473 nucleotides long. It is a transcript of the gene ND-13A, whose product is annotated as NADH dehydrogenase (ubiquinone) 13 kDa A subunit. The record is from RefSeq and is a predicted model, not a curated record. Bases 34 to 402 code for a protein of 122 amino acids. Gene Ontology annotation, biological process: mitochondrial electron transport, NADH to ubiquinone. The transcript is spliced from 3 exons. Lineage: Eukaryota; Metazoa; Arthropoda; Insecta; Ephemeroptera; Baetidae.